Molecule: messenger RNA, 1023 nt
Organism: Anopheles maculipalpis
Lineage: Eukaryota; Metazoa; Arthropoda; Insecta; Diptera; Culicidae
Gene: par-6
Product: partitioning defective 6 homolog beta
Exons: 5
Coding region: 50-994 (314 amino acids)
Biological process (GO): centrosome cycle
Molecular function (GO): protein binding
Source: RefSeq, a predicted model, not a curated record
UUUUAAAUUAUUAAUUUGCGAUUUAAAUGAUUGUCAGCAAGUGAUAAGCAUGUCGAAAAGCAAAACAGCACAUCCGAAAAUCGAUAGUGAUCGUGUAGAAAUUAAAUCAAAGUUCGAUGCGGAAUUUCGGCGAUGGUCCGUGAAACGGUCCGAGCAACAUUCGUUUGAAGAGUUCCAGUCAUUAAUCGAACGGCUACACAAGCUCGACCGCUCCCAGCUACUCGUUUCCUACAUCGAUCCGCGGGACAACGAUUUGCUACCGAUCAACAAUGACGACAACUUUGGCAGGGCCCUGACGACGGCACGACCCCUGCUGCGCGUAAUCAUACAGAAGAAAGGUGACAGUAUCGAGGAACGAACGGGGUACGGUACGAUUCGACCCAGAAAUCUCAUCAGUAGCAUUCUCGGACAAACUCCGGUAAAACCGAAAGGCUUGGCGAUAUCGAAUCCGCAUGAUUUCCGACAGGUAUCCGCUAUCAUCGACGUCGAUAUCGUUCCGGAAACAUGCCGCCGAGUACGUUUGCUGAAACAUGGCAGUGAAAAACCGUUGGGAUUCUACAUUCGCGAUGGUACAUCGGUUCGUGUUACUGCUAAUGGGCUGGAGAAGCUGCCCGGCAUAUUUAUUUCUCGCCUCGUACCGGGUGGAUUAGCCGAGAGUACGGGCCUGCUGGCAGUUAACGAUGAGGUGCUGGAGGUAAACGGUAUAGAGGUGCUAGGCAAAACGCUAGAUCAAGUGACGGACAUGAUGGUGGCAAAUAGCUCCAAUCUAAUCAUCACGGUAAAACCUGCCAACCAGCGAACCCUGGCACCACCGAGGCGUGGAUCAUUCUCGCGCAAUAGUCAGUUAUCCGGUGGGUCGCACCAGUCGCAACAUACGACGGGUUCGGACGAAAACGAUCAGGAUGACCAGGACGAGGUGGUGGACCUGAUCGAAGCGGUCACGCUUGAGGAGAGCAAUCUCAUCUCUCAAAAGGAUGGCGUGUUGCAUUUGUAGGCUCUGCCCGUGUUUAUCUACGAUACCAC